Molecule: messenger RNA, 694 nt
Organism: Aspergillus piperis CBS 112811
Lineage: Eukaryota; Fungi; Ascomycota; Eurotiomycetes; Eurotiales; Aspergillaceae
Exons: 1
Coding region: 151-600 (149 amino acids)
Source: RefSeq, a predicted model, not a curated record
CCAGCUAGAUGUGUUAGGUACAUAGCACUUGGGAGGUAGAUAGUUGGUUACAGAACGUCGUGAUUGUGUGUUUGAUCGACUUGGAUUGCGUGUUUUGUUUUUUGUUUUGUGUUUGUGUCAUUGUCAGAGGCUUACGUUGGAUAGUAACUGAUGUGUGGGCGGGUCUGUGUCCGAUUCUGUUACAGUUCUACUUUGCAUGACCGACAUAGGUUCAAUGUGCUGUUUGUGCAUGUAUUGCUCUUCUCGUCCAUCAAAAGUAUAUACAGUAGAAUAGAACUACUUCAUCCUUGCGGAUUCCACCUCGUGAGGCUAUUUUGCCUCCACACUCUAACCGUGGCUGUCCUCUCAAUAACCUCAGCCCCCGAACCACGUCUUUUGCCCCCUUGCUGCGAAUGGCUUACAGGAUUGCACGAUCUGGACAAAUCCUGCUCAAGCCACACACGCAUGCACAACGGUAGGCAUUUCCGCGGAAGCAGUCCUCGACAUUACAUCCACGGGGGGAUGUCCGUGAGUUUCUGCAUGAGGAAGUACGGGGGCAUUGAAACUUCGGUGGCACGUCUAGGCUUCGUGCGCACCUACUUGCUUCGGGACUGUAGAUAGUUUCACUGAGAGGUGGUUGCAAUAAGUUUGCAACUCACGUCAGUGGGCCGAUUCCUAAUUUCGGCGACGGAUUCGGCCAUCCCCGAUGCAGGAU